UAUAAAUGCUUGACAUUGUACUGCCAAAGUUUUGUUUAAUCAAUUGUCGUCAUUAGCAUCUUCAAGAACAAAUGAAAAAGGCUGACUCCUAGUGACAAAGCCUAAGUGCAUCCAUGCUGACAAAGACAUUACUUUUAGAAUAAAAAAUAAAAAAAUAGAAAAAUAGCCUGCCAUUAGAUAGUUUGUAAUUAUUGUUUCACAUUGAAUUUGUAUAAAGUUGGACAGUGUUACAUGUUUAGGCGCGCACAGAAAGAAGGGGGUUAGGGGCCGCGAGGUUAUCAUGUGUGAUGUCCCGGAUAAUGCGCGGGUUCUUGGUUCGUUCAUCUUAUGCCGUCUGGUGUAUUGCUUUUGAUUGAUUGUAUGGCCGAUGAAUGUGAGAGAUGGCGGGCUUUGUAUUUCAACUCACUGGAAGGAGAGCCGUCCACGAAAGCCGAUGCGCUAAGAAGUCUAGGCUUUACCAUCGCGCAGCUGCAAGCAGAAAGAGGUGAAACAUUGAGCCAUACAUCAGCGUUGUAUGCAGACAAGUAUGCAUCAAUUGUUGACAGCACUGACACUGCUGUGGGUUUAAAUAAUUAUGCUGAAGGGGUAUUAAGCCGAUUGACCAAUACUGCUACAAAUGAGAGUCAGUUGUGGAAGUCCAGUCUAACAGUUGAUAGUAUGAUGGCAAUGCCUCAAGUUCAGCGGAUGAUGAAAUGUACAGAAAAGAAGCCUCCACCAAGGCUUUCACAACACCGCACACUGGAUCACUCAAAUCACCAAUCGAGAUAUUUCGCUAACACUCAAAGAACAAUGUGUACUCAGCCUCCUGCAGACAAAUUGCCAUCAACAGCAAGAGAGUCAAAUGGGGACAUUAACUGUGUUCCUAAACAGAAACAGAGCCAUACUCCUGUCUUCAAAUUUGCUGGUAAUUCUACAUCGCAGAUGAAGGGUAAUGGUAGGGAGAUGCUUCCUUGUUACGAGAAAGAUAAACACAUUGGAGGUGAAGUGACUUUCAAGAAGAAAGUGCCAGGAAGUCCUGGUACUGAUGGAUUGACUUCAUCAUCUGCAUUUGUGACAGCAAGACACCAACUUAUUACCAACCAAAGAAAGACAAAUAAACGUGUUGCAUCUGAUUCCUAUGGAGACGAACACUCAAACACCAGAAAUACUACAAUGGCAAAACGUUGUCUAGGCACACGGAGAAAUCCGUUCUCGAAAUUUGCUCCUCCUGUGCGGAGAAGUGACGAUGAAACGAAUCACUGGCAGAAGGAUGGUUCAGUGACAUCAACAGUAGCAACCGGUAGUGUGUCGUCAUCGGGUGGCUUGUGUGGUGUAGAAGAUGACAAGCUGAAAGGUCUCGAUCAGAAAAUGGUUGAUCUCAUAUUGAACGAGAUUGUCGAUCAUGGUCCACCUGUGACUUGGGAGGAUGUCGCUGGUCUCGAGUUUGCCAAGGCAACAAUCAAAGAAGCAGUCGUGUGGCCAAUGUUGCGACCAGAUCUCUUUACUGGUUUGAGAGGACCUCCAAAGGGUAUUCUACUUUUUGGGCCACCAGGGACAGGGAAGACUCUCAUUGGAAAGUGUAUUGCUAGCCAAGCUGGAGCUACAUUUUUUAGCAUCAGUGCUUCAUCACUCACGUCAAAGUGGGUCGGCGAGGGUGAAAAGAUGGUACGUACACUGUUUGCCGUCGCUCGCUGUCAACAACCCGCCGUCAUAUUUAUCGACGAGAUAGAUUCGCUGCUGACUCAACGCUGCGACGGUGAACACGAGUCGUCGCGUCGGAUCAAAACAGAAUUCCUUGUACAACUGGAUGGAGCCACGACACGUGCUGAAGACCUCGUUCUUGUUGUUGGUGCCACAAACAGACCUCAAGAGAUCGAUGAGGCAGCUCGACGUCGGCUCAGUAAACGACUGUACAUUCCACUGCCCGACGUGCAGUCUCGGUUGCAGAUUAUGAGAAAUCUGCUCGUGCAGCAACGAUCGGAUUUGACCGACGAAGAACUGCAAGGAUUGUGUGAGAAAACCGAAGGAUAUUCUGGAGCAGACGUUACUUGUCUGUGCCGCGAAGCUGCGCUCGGUCCUAUAAGGAGCAUCGACGCGUCGGCCAUUCAACAUAUCUCUGUAGACCAAGUUCGCUCGAUCACGUGUCAGGAUUUCGUCGCCGCAUUUAGACACGUACGAUCAACGGUGUCGCCCAGCGACUUAAAGUCAUACGAGGAAUGGAAUAGACAAUUUGGUAGUGGCGCUUCUAGCUAGAAUCUAUAAUCUAUAUAUUAAUUAAUUUAUUAGAGUAUGAGUAUGAAUCCGGGAUACUGUAAUGUUUGACUCUAAUCCGGGGUGUUGCAAUGUAUUUCAGUCGUUUACGGCGAUUUUCUAGAUUUACACUCAAUUUUAGGACUAAGACUAGUCAGUCUGCGGAGGAUAGACGUCGUUGGGUUGAAUACAGGAAGGGAGUGGCUCAAUCGAGGAAGCAGUUUCACGAUGAAUGGCUUGCUCGACAGCGUCAGAGCUCUACGAUUACCGUCGAGGAGCGUGAAGCUGUGGAAAGAGAGAAGGCGUCGUUUACCGCUAACCGCCUCGAAAACGAAAGGAUGGUGAAAUGGAGAGCAGAAAAAUUAUCAGUAAAAGCAAAGAAACAGGAAGUUGUCAAGGAACAGAAGAAAGAAAGGCAUUUGGAGAGACUUAGUAAACUUCAUGAGUUGCGGCAAGCCGUAGUUCAAAAGAUUAAGGAUGAAGGAGACUAUAUUACUGCUGAAAAUCUGGACGAAAAGAUUGCACAAGCAUUGGAAAAUCCGAGGGACUACAACUUUGCGCUCACUCGAUCAGGUGAAAAGCUGACUGCAGAACCAAGAAAACACAACUUAUUGCCAGUACAAGGAUGGUAAUAUUGAUGUUUUGAUUACUAAUUUAUUCUGUAUCUAGACUUGUGUGAUCAGUAGCUAUAACAUUUAUAUUUACAUUUUGUGAUGUUGAAAUGAGCAAUUGUAGUGCAUAUUGCAUUUAGUGUUAUCUAAAUACCUCAAGUGCUGUUCUUUUGCUGUUCUAGA
Molecule: messenger RNA, 3023 nt
Organism: Corticium candelabrum
Lineage: Eukaryota; Metazoa; Porifera; Homoscleromorpha; Homosclerophorida; Plakinidae
Product: fidgetin-like protein 1
Exons: 17
Coding region: 328-2232 (634 amino acids)
Molecular function (GO): microtubule severing ATPase activity; ATP binding; ATP hydrolysis activity
Source: RefSeq, a predicted model, not a curated record